GGAAGAGAAGACAGUGUGCAUCAGUCACAACAGACUGCAAGUGAUCUGGCUUGGCAGGCAGCGUCCUAGUGUGAGAGACGAUGGAGAAGGCGCUGCUGCUCUUGCUGCUCAGCUUGUGCGCCUCUCUGUCUCUGCUCGACGGCGCAGUGGCGCAGCAGUACUGGACGCCGGCCACCGCGACGUUCUACGGCGGGAGCGACGCGUCCGGCACCAUGGGCGGGUCGUGCGGGUACGGCGACCUGUACAGCGCCGGGUACGGGACGCAGACGACGGCACUGAGCACGGCGCUCUACGGCGACGGCGCCUCCUGCGGCGCGUGCUACCUCGUCACCUGCGACGCGUCGCGGACGCAGUACUGCAAGCCGGGGUCUCCUUCCGUCGCCGUCACGGCCACCAACUUCUGCCCGCCCAACUACGGCGACGCGGACGGGUGGUGCAACUCGCCGCGGCAGCACUUCGACAUGUCACAGCCGGCCUGGGAGACCAUCGGCCUGUACCAGGCCGGCAUCAUCCCGGUCAACUACCGCCGGGUCCCGUGCCAGCGGUCCGGCGGGAUCAGGUUCGGCAUCAGCGGGCACGACUACUUCGAGCUUGUGACCAUUACCAACGUGGGCGGCGCCGGCGCAGUGGCCGCGGCGUGGGUCAUGGGAACCGGCACGGACUGGCUCACCAUGAGCCGCAACUGGGGGGAGAACUGGCAGAGCGGGGCCUAUCUCACAGGAAAGGCCCUGUCGUUCAAGGUGCAGACGGACGACGGCAAGGUCGUUGUGGCGUAUAACGUGGCGCCGGCGAACUGGCAGUUCGGCAGCACCUACCAGGCCUCGGUCAACUUCUACUAGAGUUGGCCCAGUUGGCCCUGGCCGCAUCACUUCACAUUCAACUGAAUGGGCCGUGUUAACUAACAGCCCAUAAGUCCCGUAGAGAAACCUUACAUUAAACACGUGUAUAAUUUUUUUAACGUCCAUCUAAAGGAAGUUCCAUGACGAUUUUUAAUGAAUUUCGUCAUACUCUCAGUUUCAAGAUGUAAUUCGUUUAAAUCUGUUUUAUAUCUAUAGCUUUAUAUGUAUUUAGGUGUACAACAACAAAUUAUAUAUCUAAAAGUUUAAAAAUAACUUAUAAAUUA
Molecule: messenger RNA, 1123 nt
Organism: Zea mays
Lineage: Eukaryota; Viridiplantae; Streptophyta; Magnoliopsida; Poales; Poaceae
Product: expansin-A9
Exons: 2
Coding region: 81-839 (252 amino acids)
Biological process (GO): plant-type cell wall organization
Cellular component (GO): extracellular region
Source: RefSeq, a predicted model, not a curated record